Pogoniulus pusillus (Red-fronted tinkerbird) is the source of this 7574-nucleotide messenger RNA. RefSeq names its product cadherin 18 (gene CDH18). The coding region runs from base 850 to 3234 and encodes 794 amino acids. The record is from RefSeq and is a predicted model, not a curated record. The transcript has 15 exons. Gene Ontology annotation, cellular component: plasma membrane; catenin complex; adherens junction. Gene Ontology annotation, molecular function: calcium ion binding; cadherin binding. Gene Ontology annotation, biological process: cell morphogenesis; homophilic cell-cell adhesion; multicellular organism development. NCBI's taxonomy places the organism in Eukaryota, Metazoa, Chordata, Aves, Piciformes, Lybiidae.
AGUCACCGUCGGUCCACGUGGCCGGCUGAUGAGCGAGCCAGCAGCUGGAUGUUUAGCAGCCUGUGACGACUUCGCACAGAAAUAAGACAAUUUAUCGCCGGCUUGCCCCACCGGUGCCAUACUGCCUGCUUUCGGCGGUGCUCCCCAUCCCUGCAUUCCCCUCACUCGACAGCCCAGCCCUCUCGUCCCUCGGUGUCCCUCCCCGGCACCGAAUUUAGAGGUUUGCUGUCGCCAAGCCGGAGCCGUCCUUCAGCAGUUGUAGCAGGAAAGGGGGAGGUUCGCAGCCGCGCAGUUGCCGGACAAAGAUGUGCCAGCGCCUGUGUCCGCACCGGUGAUAUCGAGAAGUCUUAAUUGACAAGCUGGGAGUGAGACAAUCAAAGGGACAGUUACAAAAGUCGAAGUUUAUUGCCUUGUAAGCUAAAGAGGCAGUAGGUUUGCUCUGGCAAGUCGCUGGGAAAAAGAGGAGUGGAGAAGUGCCCUGUAACUGCUAAACAACACUGCUCUUCCAGAUCCUCCAUGAAAACACCAGUGACCUGAUCUUUAAUCAGAUAAUCCCAUUAAUUUGAAUGAGCUUUUCAUUAAUAGUCUUAAAGUUAAAUAGAAAAUGGUCGACUGUGGAACUCUAUCGUGAAGACCUCAGAAGAGCUAUCAGUUUUUCCAGUCAGCUUCUCAUAAUGUAAAUAUAAUUUGAGCUUUCCCAGCUGGGCAGCUAAACCAUGAACAAGCAGAAAAAACCAUUUUGGACUGUAUUGCUGUAACAGGCUUCACCUUCUAUCUCAGAAACUUGUUAAAAGAUUACAGCUGAAAAGACAAGAGAAAGAAAUCCUUGAACAGGAAGCUUGUCCUACAAUGAGAAUUACAAGAACAUCUUGUAUCUGCCCAGUGCUAGUAUGUCUAUGUUUUGUGCAGAGGUGUUAUGGAGCUGCUCACCAUGGCUCCAUCAAGGUGACCAGAAAUCAAACCAAACACAUAGAAGGCGAAACAGAAGUGCAUCAUCGUCCCAAGCGUGGAUGGGUGUGGAACCAGUUCUUUGUUUUAGAAGAACACAUGGGACCAGAUCCUCAGUAUGUAGGAAAGCUACACUCAAAUUCAGACAAAGGUGAUGGAUCAGUCAAAUACAUUCUGACUGGAGAAGGGGCAGGAACUAUAUUUAUUAUUGAUGACACGACUGGAGACAUCCAUUCAACCAAAAGCUUAGACCGAGAGCAGAAGACACACUAUGUGCUUCAUGCCCAGGCUAUUGACAGACGGACAAACAAGCCACUUGAACCUGAAUCUGAAUUCAUCAUCAAAGUGCAGGACAUCAACGACAACGCACCGAAAUUUACAGAUGGACCUUACAUUGUUACUGUGCCAGAGAUGUCUGAAAUGGGUACAUCUGUUCUACAGGUGACAGCCACAGAUGCUGAUGACCCUACCUAUGGAAACAGUGCCAGAGUAGUGUACAGCAUUCUUCAGGGCCAGCCAUAUUUCUCUGUGGACCCUAAAACAGGGAUCAUCAGGACUGCUUUGCACAACAUGGACAGGGAAGCCAGAGAGCACUAUUCCGUUGUCAUUCAAGCCAAAGAUAUGGCUGGGCAGGUUGGAGGGCUGUCAGGGUCAACAACUGUAAAUAUCACUCUCACUGAUGUGAACGACAAUCCACCCAGGUUUCCUCAGAAACAUUAUCAACUGUAUGUUCCUGAAUCAGCUCAAGUUGGAUCAGCAGUUGGCAAAAUAAAAGCAAAUGAUGCAGACACUGGUUCGAACGCAGACAUGAAGUACACAAUUAUCAAUGGGGAUGGCUCUGGAGUGUUCUCCAUAUCUACAGACAAAGAAACAAGGGAAGGAAUUCUGUCUCUGAAGAAGCCCCUCAAUUAUGAAAAAAAGAAAUCGUAUACGCUUAACAUAGAAGGAGCCAACACGCACCUUGAUUUCAGAUUUUCACACCUGGGACCAUUCAAAGAUGUCACAAUGCUGAAGAUCAUUGUUGGCGAUGUGGAUGAACCUCCUCUCUUCACUAUGCCUUCCUAUGUCAUGGAAGUGUAUGAGAAUGCGAAGGUUGGAACCGCUGUUGGCACAGUCACAGCACAAGAUCCUGACACGGCCAACAGUUUAGUAAGAUAUUUAAUUGAUCAUAACACAGAAGAAGAUAGGUAUUUUACUAUUGAUGCCAGUACUGGGACCAUUAAAACUGCCAAGAUUUUUGACAGAGAAGAGACGCCUUGGUACAACAUCACAGUGACUGCUUCUGAGAUAGACAACCCUGGGUUAGUGAGCCAUGUUCCCGUUGGUGUUAGAAUCUUGGACAUCAAUGACAACCCUCCAGAGCUUGCCAGAGAGUAUGAUGUAGUUGUCUGUGAGAAUGCAAAGCCUGGUCAGGUAAUUCAGACUAUCACUGCAACUGACAAAGAUAACUCUGCAAAUGGGGCAAGAUUCCAUUUUUUCCUUGAUGAAGGGCACUCUUUGAAUCCCAACUUUACUCUGAGGGACAAUGAAGAUAACACAGCCAGCAUCCUGACAAGACGAAAGAAAUACAGUCGAACCGCUCAAGAGAUGUAUUACCUCCCAGUGCUGAUUUCUGAUGGUGGAGUGCCCUCUCUCAGCAGCAGCAGUACUCUCACAAUCAAAGUUUGUGCCUGUGAGAGAGAUGGUCAAGUGAGAACUUGCCAUACUGAAGCUUUCCUCUCCUCAGCUGGCUUGAGCACAGGAGCUUUAAUUGCAAUCUUGCUUUGUGUCCUCAUUCUUCUUGUUUUCUCUUUAGCAAUUGUGGUACUUUUCAUCACCCUAAGACGCAACAAGAAGGAGCCCUUGAUCAUUUCAGAGGAAGAUGUCCGGGAAAAUGUCGUAACAUAUGAUGAUGAGGGUGGAGGAGAAGAAGACACAGAAGCAUUUGACAUCACAGCUCUGCGGAAUCCAUCAGCUGUUGAGGAGCUAAAAUACCGGAGGGAUGUUCAUCCCGAAGUGAAGCCGACGCCCAGGCAUCACACCUCCACAAGCCUCGACAGCAUAGAUGUUCAGGAAUUCAUUAAACAAAGACUGGCAGAGGCUGAUCUGGAUCCCAGUGUACCCCCAUACGACUCCUUACAGACAUAUGCCUAUGAAGGUCACAGAUCAGAAGCUGGAUCAAUCAGCUCUCUGGAUUCAGCCACAACACACUCUGAUCAGGAUUAUACUUACCUUGAGGACUGGGGACCUGAGUUCAAGAAAUUAGCUGAACUCUAUGGGGAAAUAGAAUCAGAAAGAACAACUUAGCUGUAAUUCCCAGAACAGAAAGGUUCCUAAACAACUGGAGAUAGAGUGACAGCAACAGUAACAAAAAAUGACUACAGUACAUGGAACUGAGCAAAUUGUGCAGAGUUACUGUACAACAAGUGCCCUUUUCAUAUUUGAAACUGGGUUCUCCAAUUGAAGAAAGUAAAACUUCAAAAAAUACAGAAAAAAAAAAACAAAGCUAUUGUCCCUUGUGUAUGUUUUUUAAUUGCUCAAUAAAGUCCAUGGUACCAUAUCCAUAACAACACCUAAAGGGAAGCCAAGCAAUGCCAUUUUCAUUUCAAUAUGUUUCAUAUCUCCAAGCUGCAGUGAGUUUAUGGUCGUGCCUGUUUAGGAAGAUAGCUAAUGGAAGAGCAAAUCUCUUGCAGGUGGUUGUGGUGUUGCAUUUCUAGCUGUGCUCUAGGCCUUGUGAUCCCAACAUGGGGUAGUCAGUGGGGUUUACUGUAAGUGUGAGAAUUGCUAACAGUCUGUUUCCUUUACAGAAGGGAUAAGCCACACCUGUCCUCCUAAAUAUAUGGUCCUUUGAUGAUUUAAUCUUAUUGGAUUAGCAGGUGGCGUUAAGGUGAUGUCAUUGCAUCAUGUCCUUGGUAAUCCUUUCAUCCAUAACCAGCUAACAGAUGGAGGGCAUCAUUAACUGAUAACAUGGCUCUAGCCCAUAACCCCUGUUACUGCUUGUGAGAACUGCUGUUUCCAGUGUUGUGCUUUUCCUUUUGACUUCUCAUUGGAACAUCAUUCAUUUACAUGAAAUGAAUCCACAGUACUCUUUAUGCAGUGAAGCAGGUGAAGCUUAGACUCCUUCAAUAAAACCAGCAAUGGCAGCACUAUUCAAUUAUGCAGGUGUUUGGUUAACUGUGCUUCACUUCUCCCAAUAGAUGAAGAUUUCAGGUAUUUUGCUGAUCUGAGUCCAGUUGCUACGACACUCAAUUUUUAAAACAUGGGAGUUUUGACCAUGCCUCUCCAGUGUGCAACUAAAAGCAAAAUAGGGCUGGUCACAAAAUAUUGGGGUAGCAAAACUUGAAACGAGAGUAAGAUGCUGCUGCUUUUUUCUUUUUAGUUAGAUCUACUGAUACUUCAUUUCUCUUAGAGUAAUUUUCUAAGCAGAGCUAAGCUUUUUUUCUUCCUAUUUCAAACAUCAUGGCAACAAGAACACUUUAAAUAAGUGGAGGAAGGAAAAACCAAAACAGCAUUUUGUGGUUUCUAUGGAUCAGACAGACUUCUUAUGUUAGUAACUAUUUCAGAUUGCAGAACUGCCAUGCAUUUCUGCUUAAAUUUGCAGGUUGCUAACACCUAAUCCAGCAGUUUUGUUUGAAACUCUUCACUUUGAUUGUCUUUCCUGUUGAUAAUACUGUGAGAGCACCAGGAGCUCAUAACAUCUAAUGAAAGAGUAUGAACUGUAAGGCUUUGCCAUCUAUUACCAUCUUCUGCUUCUGAGAAAGCUGUACCUCCGCUUAGGGAAGAGGACUCUGUGCAAUAUGCAUUUGAUAGUGGAACUUUGCAGAGCAGAAGCCAUGCACUGUUUGUGGCGGUGUUUUUUUGUUGGUUUGGGUUUGUCUGGGUUUGUUUUGUAACUUUCUGGGAUGGUAUGGCAAAUGAUACAGAUCUGUGCACUCCACUAGAUUUCCCUCUAUGCAUUUGAAGGGUUGCUUACCUACAGAAGGUCUAUCUUGCUGACCUGACCUACUACAGGCCAUACAGGUAAAGCAGAUUAUUAAGUCUUUCCUUUAAUGUGUGGUUGGGUAGGUCAUAGUUAUGACUGAAACUUCUAAUCAGUUCUACUUUGAGGAUUCAGGGGUUUUUUUCAUUUUUUUAUGAGCUCCUUCCUGAGAUGUAGCUCAUUGUUUUUUGUUUAAACAGCCUUCUGGAAAAACUAGCAAGUAGUUUUGCAAGUAAAAUUUCAAACUUGAAGAUGUAGUAGUUGCACUUUAGUUCCAGAAUUGGUUUUGACUAUACCGUUUUGUUUGCAACUUGUGUGUUUCUCUUUCUGUCAACAACUGAAUCCCUGAGGCAACUUAGAGGAGGAAAACCUCCCGAGCCUAAAAUGUCUUGUUGAUGAAAGUAGUUUAAAAAUCUGUGUCCAGAUUAAUAUUUUUUUGAAUUUAAUUUUUACCAAAUACACAAUCUUCUAAAAAAAGCAUUUAAGGAGACAUUGUUAUUGUAGAGCCAAGUUCAACAGAUGCUUUGGUGCAAUAAGAGUUACACUCGAGUCGAGAACUCUUUAUGUAUUGUCUUUUUUGGGAAUAGAGUUAAGAUGUAUUUCAGAUUUUUUUUCCAUAUGUAGGGCAGGAUUUUAUGACAAAAUAAUGUCUUUUGAUUUAGAUCUCACUGGCAUUGAGCCAACAUUUAAAUUCAUAUAUGAGUGCUAAGAAGAAAACCUUUCAGCAUCGGUAGUACCAUGGACCAUAAAAGUUUGUACCACAUCUGCAUGAAAACUGCAUUCAUUAUUGUAUUAUAGUUUUGAGAGCCAGGUAUUAGUUAUCUUUAUGUCUGUUCCCUCUGGCACUACACCAGAGCAUGAAAAUCAGUUGCAUUUUGUGCUUUAAGCAGUGCUCCCACCAUUGCUGUCUUUUUAUUUGCAUCAUAGAACAUUCAAGCUUAAGGCCAGCAGAAGUGUAAUGAAAUGGACAAAUAAUUACUCUUUCACUCAUGUGCUGAUUAAUGAGAAAAGGAGGUCAAGUCUCAGACAAUAAGAAUCCCCUUUUCAUCAUUCCUGGGCUCUCUUUGCUGCUGUACAGCAUGUGCAUCACACCCACAGCCCAGGAGUAACUCUGGAGAGUUAUUGAUACGCUGCUUCGGUGAUGCUGUGGUGUGUCCUGUUUGGUAUGUCUGAUCCACAGUGAUUGCCAAAUGUGUUUUUAAACCAUGAAAAGUCUGCAUGCUUGCUGUGCUCACUGUUUUUUACCCAAAUACACAUCACUGUGCUGUGUUGUUUGCAUGACCAAUAGCAGAAUACUAAAUCUCAGGGCCACAGACCAAGGCCUCAUGGUGCAGGAGGAACAGGUUUACACAUUUCUUUUCCUGAUCUUGCAAUUUUGCUUUCGGUCCUUUGUGUCCUCAAGACAAAUUCAAAGUAUACUUGAGAAUUUCUACAUUAGCAUUGAUUAAAAUGGAAGAAAAUGAAUACUGUACACCAUGGAGGGCACAAUCAUUUUGUAGCAUUUCUGGGGUUUGAGAAGUGUACAUGCAGUGAAACAUACUGUGGGAAACCCUUGUCUAGUUUUAUGGCUAAAUCUGAUUGUGCAGACUUCCCUUAAAGCUUUCCAGGACCUUUUUAUGUACUCACAUUCACAACAUUUUCCUAUUAGCCUAAAGAGUAAUCCUGCUGCUACUUAAGAAUGAAAACCUGAAAACUACCAGUUUUACUUAAACUGGAAGAUCCUGAGUGAGGUUCAAUGGCAUUUACGAAGGAAUGCUUAAGAGCUUUCCAAUUCACACUUUUAUUUCUGCAACAGCUAUUGAUCUACUAACACAUUCACACCCAGUUCAUUUUUCAUGUUCCUUAAAAACCAAACUUCUUCCUUCUAAUGGCAAGGGUGAGGCACUCAGAAUGCUGUCAUCUUGAUCCAUCAGCUAAGAAAAUCUUGUGUGCAUUUUAAAAUGUGAAAAUACAUUAUCAACCUACAGCCAGUCAAAUAUGUGAUUUAAUACACUUUAAAGACAAGAAAGAGUUUGAAUUCAGCUGGCAUGAGACUAAGAUUCAUUGAAAAGAAAUUUGUUUCUCAGUGUUAGCAUUUCUUGCAUAUGAGAUUGUAAAAGUUGGAAGUAAUUUCACUCUAUUUUGCACUUUAUUUUUUUGCAUUCUUCUUAGAAAACUAAACAUUGUGAAAAUGUUGGGGGUUGAAUUCUAACUGAUGCAAUUGUUUUAAGCUGUGAAUACUGCAAGAAAAUGUGAAAAUACCCUCACAGGAAAAGGAAUUAGGAAAUUUCUAUGGUCUAAGACUUGGUAAAAUAUUAUUUUAGGAAACUUAAGUGUUGAAUGAGUCUGGAAUUAACCAAACUGGUAGAGUCACAGAAGGGAUAACAGAGGCAAUAUUCUAAAUGCAGAGAAGAAUAUGGAAUUAUGCUGCCUGGAGUUACUUCGUGGAUUAUAAAGUGCUAAGACCUUUUACUUGCAGUAUAUAUAAAUGGCACAGUGCAUUCUAAGGAACAUUGGGAACGUGUUGCAAGUAUUGGGCCAUCCUUAUUUUUCCAAAGUGUCCAAAAAAAUAUCUAUUUUUUUUAACAAAAAGAGUAUGUAAAAAGUAUACCUCCUUAUGCAAGUGUUACUGAUAGCAAUUGUUACCUUUUCUUUUAAUAAACAGAAGGGACAAAACCUUUCAUUCGUA